AUGGCGCAUGCGGCAGGCGGCAGGAAUGCCGCGGGUGCCGCACCGCAGUACUACGACCCCAACGCCCCGCUCACCCGCCCUGUCACGACCAUUCAGGUCGAAACGUUUCUUCCACGUGAAGGGAUGACGCCGUCGCUCGUGCUCGCGGAUGGCAGCCACUACUUUGGUCCCGUCGUGGAGGACAGCAGGUGCCGCAUCCCGCACGGCUGCGGCAUCAUACUGUUCCAGUAUGAUGGAGCGGCGAAGCCCAACUUGACCGUUGCCGAAGCGGCGGCCGCUGCUAGUGACAGUAGCAGAGGUGGCGGACUCACUUCUUUCUUCUUUGGCCGAGGUGUGCCGCAAGACAGCGGCGCGAGUCAGGCGGCGGCAACCCUCACGGCUCUGUGCAAGCGCUAUCGGCAAGGAGACCGGUACGGCGGUGACUGGGUCAACGGCACGUUCCACGGUAAUGGUGUGCUGGUGACGAGCAGCUUCACCUACCACGGCACCUGGAUAGAGGGUGAGAUGCAGGGGAAGGGCACCAUCUCUUACACGCGCAAGUACGUCGACUACCGGCCCCGCAACACAAACGGCAGCGGCAGCGGGGUUGGGGAAGGGGUGAGUAACCUGUUGCUGAAGGGGCUCUCGUACGUUUCACCCUUCGAGCUGGUGGGGACCGCUGCGGCGCCAAAGGAAUAUAUUGGUGACUUCGACGCCAAGCACUACCGCCACGGCAUGGGGCUGAUGCGGUACUACAACGGCGAUGUCUACGAGGGGGAGUGGCGCGACAACUGCCGACAUGGCCGCGGAAAACUGCGCAAGGUAGACGGUGAGGUGUACGACGGUGACUGGGCCUUUGACCAGCGCCACGGCAACGGCAAGAUCAUGUACCCGAACGGGUCUCUCUUCAAGGGUUCCAUGGAGUACGAUCAGCGCAACGGUGAGGGCAUCAUGCGCUUCGCCAACGGUGACGAGUUCUUUGGCACCUUCAAGAAGGAUCGCAUCGACGGGCAUGGCACGAUGCGCUACCGCAACGGAGACGUCUACGAAGGCUCCUGGCGCGACCAGCUGCGCCACGGACAAGGCAAGUAUACCUUGAAGCGCACAGGGGCGACGAUGCACGGUGAGUUCCAGAGCGGGCUCAUCCACGGAGAAGGUACCGUGAUCGUGCCGGGUGUGUCGACCUUUGUUGGCACGUUUGUGCGCGGCGAGCGCACCGUCGGCACCAUGCACUGGCAUCAACAGUCGUCACAGCAGUCGCAAGCAGUGCUCGCCAACGAGGAUAUCACUGCAGCCGCGGCAGCAACUGCUGCGGCGACAUUGGAGAGCCCAGAGUCGUCCCUUGUGGACGCAACGUUGUCCCCAGGCCCCGCCGCGCCUCCUCUCCCUGGCAUCAGCAGCGCCAGCGCCACCGCAACGAUCGGUGCCGCCAUCGUGGCCGGCAAAGCAAGCACCACAAACUACCUCUGCUACCAGGGGCAGUGGCACGGCGAACACAUGCACGGCAGAGGACUCCUCUGGUACACGAAUGGCGACUUUUACGCUGGUAACUUUCACAAGAGUCGCCGUCACGGCGCCGGCAACAUGCGCUACGCCGCAGAGCAGGCUGAGUUCAGCGGGCAGUACGUCCACGGUAUACGGCAUGGGCUGGGGAUGCUGCAGCGCGCCAACAAGACCAUCCAGGCUGGGCGGUGGCAGCAAAACAUCUUCGUGGAGGGGUACGAGGGGGAGUGGGACGGGUCUGUCUUUCACGGUAUUGGACGGCUAACGAUGCCGGUGGACAUCUUCCUCGCCAUGCGCUCCAGCAGCUCCGCCCUGAAGCCGUCGGAGCUGAGCGCGAUGUGGAGUGACAGGUCUAACACACCUUUGACGAACGCGUCGUUCAUCGCUGGACAUGAAGAAGGCCGCUGCGCAGCCGGCGACGGGGCCCCACAGGGGGCAACAACCGACACAUCCUUGAACGGUAUCACGGCGAGUCGCACUGGCGUGUCCCCUCUCUUCAUCGAUUUCUUCGGCCUAUUCCGUAAUGGUCUACGGGAUGGGCUGGGCGUGCUCAAGCUGCCUGCCCUUAACGGCCUCGUCGGUGGCUCACUGAACCUUGCAGAAGAACGGAAGUCAGGCGGUGGUGGCGGCCAAGGCGAUAGCGGCGGCGGUGGAACUACCGCCCACGGCGCUGGAGGGGUGAAGGCAGAGAAAGGUCGGAGGGGCAGCGGUGGUGGUGGCGACGGCAAUGCCGCCGCUGGUGCGUCCCGCACUCGAUACAGCACCGUCAGCCUUGCCUCGAUGCCGUCCAUGCUCAUCAAGGGGCGCUGGGUCCGUGAUGUGCUGCACUGCGACAAAGGUGUAUGGGCCUUCCCCAACGGCGUCGUCUACAUUGGGCGCUUUCGCAAUGGCGCCCGCGACGCUACGCGCGCGUGCGUGUGGUGGCCGGAUGGGUCGGUGCUCGAGAGCGGGUGGUGUGGCGAUGCGCCGAGCGGGGCAGGCAUCUGGUAUCAGCGCAACCGCAUCACCCCGGUGUAUCAAACGAUUUCGCCGAGCCUGCUGCGUCGCUCGCGGUCGCUGCGGUUGCCAGAGAAGGAUUCUCCGUCGAGGAGUAUCGGUCACGCCACCGAUGGCGGCCAGGGCGCCAGUGACGCGGCUGAUGCGGACGGCAACGGCACGAGCAGCGCUCUGGCGCGUGAUGCUUUUGGCAUGUCGUACCUCCUAAGGCUUAUCGGGUCUGGUCUUGUCGGCCACGGCUCCAGCAACGCUGGUGACGGCAUCGGCGGCGACACGCACGAUGAAAGCGACAACGACCAGCCGCGACGGGUGCUCGUCGACUUUGGCAACCACUUCACGUUCUCCUGCUCCUGGUGCCCAUACACGAUGAAUUUAAGCACUUACGCGGCAGUGGUGCUGCCCCAGAUUGGGAGUCAGACGUCUCCGCUGCCGGGUGGCACGCCGUGGCCACAGCUGUACCACUCCCCAAGCAUGUCGGCCGCCGUGGGCGCGCCGCGACCGUGGGCGGCAGAGACUGCGAAAGGCGGGAGAGGCGCGCCACCACGCACCGCAGCCGCAUCGCCCACCACUGCCGUGGGCAGUAGCGGCGCUGGGUUGCAAGCCUCCGUACCGUGGCCCGUCCCUACGGCGAAAAAGAUGUCCAGCUGUGCCAACUCGCUUCAUCUGUCGGACGCACCGUCCAGCGUAGUGAUAGGCCGCGCCAGCGGCGCUGGGGUUGUUUACUUCGACUCUGGUGUCGUGCUUGCCGGGGAGUGGCUCGGCAACUUCCCUCGGCUGGCCACACCGUACCGCCCGUGGUCCGCCUUCGAUUACUUCAUCAUGUGGCAGACGACUCGGGCAGCUUCGCGCAACUGUGCCAGCACGCUGCCGCGCCUCGUUGCUCCGCGGCUGCAAUCGUGCUACACCUCUGUCUUGGUGGCUGCACCGGAAGACGUGAGUGGUGAACCGCGGCGCGUUGCUGGUGGGCGGCUGACUGUGGCGUCAUCGCCACUAGCGGUUAACCGCAUGGGCGACCCUGCAGAGCAUGCGCCGGCAUCCUUUACCCCACCGUCGCCGCCGCCCUCCCCCGAUGCGCGCUGCACGUUGUGUGGGAAGGACUACAGCUUCUUCCGCAAGCGCAUGCACUGCACCCUGUGCUUGCGCUCGACCUGCUCUUCCUGCCUGGGGCACAUGGACACAGAGGGGCCGGCACAGCAGGAGGACGUGAAGGCGCUACUGCGUCACGCCUACCUGACGGCGGAGCAGACGGUGCAGCUCUCGACCGCUGCAGCUGCGAGGACUGCCCUCACAAACGCCAGCGGUAGCGCUGCCCGGCCUAUCACCUUCCCAAGCUUCUCUGCAGAGCAGGUCGAUCACGCGUUCGACAAGAAGAGUAUCUCGACGGUGCCCGUCUGUGCAGACUGCGCGCGCGCGGUCCUGUGGAAGCUGCGGUAUACACAGCUAUGGAUACCGAUGUCGAUGUUCUCCUCCGUUGUCGAGGGCGACAAGCACCACCAGGAGACACGGCGCAACAGCGGCGUCAAGGCUGCCCAUCACGAUGCUCGCAAUGGCGAGAACAAAAACGGCGUCGCCGAUGGUGACGUCGACGACGGUGCCGCGGAAGCGGCCAACCCGCUUUCCACGGUCGCGCACAGUCAGGAGUCCUUUCGGCAGGUCUCGGCCGUUGGACAGUCCCUGCCCCUCUCUCCCGAGCGCUCCGCUGUUCCAGCCACGGCCUUCGACGACGUGGAGCAUCACCAACACAAUGGAAGGUUGCCGACUGGAAACGAUGCACUGCACAGCGCGGCUAGCGCAUACUCCUCCGAAGUCUCAGCUGUCGAUGAAGCAGCGCAUGACCUGCUGGCCGCCACCCAAGCAGGUUCGGCAGCUACUGAAGACAAGCCAUCUACUCCCCCUGCCGCGUCACCCUCAAGCGUUAACGACAGUGCAGUGACGGGUACAUCGCCUGCGCCGGCCCUCCCGCCCGCGUCGGCCUCCAGCCAGACGCCAAACCUCUCCGGCCACCCGGAGACGGCGCGGCGCAGCUGCAGCAAGAUCUUGCCACCGACGCAGUACAUUAUCUACAGCGGCUACACAUCACACACCAUCCCGCACGUCUACGGCGAGCUCUGGUGGGGACGUCAGUACUACUACCGCGGCGGCUUCUGCGCCGGGGAGCGACACGGGUUCGGUACGCAGUACAUGCCCAACGGCGAGUGGUACGAGGGCGGCUUUGAGCGAGACGAAUGGCACGGUGAGGGCGUCUACUACCUGGACGACGGUUCCGUGCUGCUCGGUGAGUUCCGAAAGGGCAAGCUGCACGCGGUGCACUACCGCGGUGAGGUGGAGGAGAGUGACACAUGUGGCAUCCGGCCGCACGGCCGCGGCAUCGGCUACAGCCCAGACGGCUCCGUCUAUAACGGCGAGUGGGUGCACGGCCAGCGUCACGGCACGGGAAUGCUGCACUUGGCCGACGGCAGCUCCGUGUACAGCGGCACGUUUGUGUCGGAUGCGAUGGAAGGGAUGGGCAAGCUCGUGACGACCAGUGGGGCCUACUACGGCGACUUCAGUCAGAACAAGCAGAAUGGCAAAGGGCUGCUCUUCACCGCCGACUGCGUGGUGGAAGGGUCGUGGGUGCAGGGCACCUCAUCCGGAUUCACGCGCAUCUACGAGCGUGUCACCGGGGAGGUGUACGAGACGACCUACAGCGACGGCAACGAGCGGGACGACUGUUUCACUGCUCCAGUGAUGAUAGACGACGACGCCGCUGCCGAGUGUGGGCAGUGUGGCACAGCCUUCUCCUUUUUCCUCCGCCGGCACCAUUGCCGCCUUUGCGGGGAUGUCUUCUGCGAUGCCUGCACGCAGCACCGCGCGUCGCUGCCAUCGACUGUCACAGGAGACGGUGUUCCAAGUGCGAAGAGCGACCCCGCCAGCUCCAGCGCGUCCGGGGUGAAUGGGCAGCAGCUGCGGGUGUGCGAUGCGUGUUUCUUCCGUCUCUCCCAGCGCCGCAUGAUCGCUCUGCGCCGCUACGCCGACGGCAGUGUGUACGCCGGCUGCUGGAGUCAGGGGCGCUGGGUAUCGCGUGGGCUCUACUGCCGGCCAGACGGCGUGUUCGUGGUGAUGGACACCUACGGGCACGCCCUCCUGCCACUGGCAGGCAUUGCGAAGGAGCCGCUCAAGGGUGGCGCAAGCGCGGACAUGAAAGAGCCGGAGAAGCCAAGCGCGGCGCAGCCUGCUUGCGGCCUCGGCGUUGUUCGCCGCCCGUCGCGCGCCACCGGUCUGCCUGUCUCGUCAUCCAUCCUUCAGGAUGCUGCGCCGGCGAAGGAGCUCCUGGACGGCGUCUCGGAGAGCUCCUCGCGUAAGGACCUCGACGCGUUCCUGCUCUGGUGGGCGACGACGCGCAGCCGCUGCGGCCUGCACGUUCCGCUGGACGUCUUGCUCGUGAUGCAAUAUCAGCGCAUGCCGACGCAGAUGCUGCGCGGCAAGGAGGCCACGGUGAAGGCUGGCUCGGAUGCAGCCGCGUAUUUGGCGGCGCCGGCACGCUGCGCCCUUGAGACACCCCACACUCCCUCUCUCAGGCCUAUCCGGCUGUUCAUCACACUGGCCGACUCGCGGCGUGAGAUGCAGGCCAUGGUGGAGGGAGAGGUGGAGCGAACCUCUGUCAGCGCAGCGCCGGCAGAAACAGCCGCUGCGCCUGCGCCAGAGUCACGCCUGUCGAUCGAAGAAAAACGCACUAUGGACAGUGACGUGGAGGCGGCAGCGUUGCGAGCGUCGAGGUUCAUGCCAGUUGCGAUACCUCGCGCUCCAGUGGUGCCAAUCACCGCCGCUACAAUACCCGUCACGAGCGUGGCGGAGCUGCCAGAGGUAACUACAGCAGCUCACCCCAGCAGCCUCCACCCCGCACACCAGGCGACGGGCGCAGAUCCUCUGCAUGCGUUCGGGUUCUCCGCCUGGGCGACGCGCCCGCCACCGUCGAUCGAGCCCGAGGACAUCAGCGAUGAGUCGCUCGUAGAGAUGAUGCAGGCGGAGCGACUUUCCUGGUCAGCGGCUGCGCCAGCGGCCAAAGCCUCCGCUGCGUCAACCGUUCCACCUCUCAUGCCACCUACACCGGCCCCUCCCGCACCUGGAUUGAACACCACGGUGCCCUGGGAUGUGUGGACGACGCGCGACGUACCCCGCUACGCCCCGCCGCCGCUGGCGACGGUAGCAGCAGAGGCCACACCAGCAGCCCAACCGCCGGAGGAGAACGCCUCAGGUGGUGGCGAGGCCGACGCGGCGCCUCUGCCGACUCUGCGCAGUGAAGCGGACAUGUACUUUGCGUGCCCGUUCUGGGGCCCGACCGUUCCAGAUGCACAGGUGCUGCUGGAACAGGGCAAGGUGACGCAGGCCACGGAACUGAUGUGCCGUCUGCAGCAACAGCACGACCAAGCCGUGAAUCCGCAGCAGCAGAAGCAAGGGGGCGACAGCGGCAGCAGUGAUGGCGAUGGCAACGGCAACACCGAGGGGAGCGGGGGCAGAGGCGCUACUGCAAGUGGCGGAGGAAAGACUCGACGAGGUAGUGCAGCAGACGACCCGCUGAGUAUGCUGCAGAGCAUGCAGGGCGGUGUCCCCAAUGCCAGCGUCUCCUCCUGGGAGGCGGGUCACCUCUUCUCCCCAGAGCAGCGAGCGCAGUGCGGCGACGGAUGGGCACCAGCGCCGUUGCGCGGCCCAUAUGUCUUCGACAUCUCUGCCCACGAAAAGCACAGAAGUGCGGAUGGGCAGCGUUGGUACGCAAAGGUGACGCAGCGAGAGGUGCUGAAGUUUUAG
This is a messenger RNA of Leishmania major strain Friedlin, 7263 nucleotides long. RefSeq lists its product as hypothetical. Bases 1 to 7263 code for a protein of 2420 amino acids. The transcript has a single exon. The record is from RefSeq and is a predicted model, not a curated record. Gene Ontology annotation, molecular function: metal ion binding. NCBI's taxonomy places the organism in Eukaryota, Euglenozoa, Kinetoplastea, Trypanosomatida, Trypanosomatidae.